AGUUUAGAUGAAACUCCAGCUUCCGGUUAGCUGCUGGAACACAAACUCAGGGCAAACGUGAUUAGGUUUUUGGGGGUUUUCAUGUUGUUUUCUCGAAAAGGUGUUUUCCUGGUAAUGUUUACGACUGUAUUCAGAAAUUAGGCCGUUCGCAGUCGAUGUUUAAUUGCGCUCGGAUAUUAGCCGGUUUUUAUUUUUUAUUUACCCCUUAGCGGCGCUGUAACCUUGGCGUUUCUGCGUCUGAGGAGCAGCCAGUGUCCCACAAAUUCAACAUGUCCGCUGUUUAUCGCUCUCUAAACUUUUUGUCAAUUAGGACCCUGAAAGAAGCGACGGUUUUAUCCCCUUGUGGCUGGUCCGUGUCCGCGCGCAGCAAAUUCUCCAAAGCUAGAAUCCCAAAGGAGCUUUUCGCUGAGAGAUCAAAAGAGCACGAGAAGUAUGGCGGCGAUCCAGAGCAGCCCCACAAACUGCAUAUAGUGACCCGGGUCAGAAGUGUGAUGCGAAGGCCCUACUGGGAGAAGGAGAUAGUGAAAUACUUCGGACUUGAAAAGGCCCACAAGCCUGUAAUCCACAAAAACACGCCUUCAGUUAAUGACCAGCUGAAAACCAUCAAGCACCUUGUAAGGAUCCAGCCACUGAAAACUCCACACGGGCUCCCUGCAGAGGAGGACAUGGCCGACACGUACAUCAACACCAAAGGAGAGCUGAUUGUGCGUCGCCUCCUCCAGCCUGUCGACCACAAGGCUAUCGAGUCUUAGCGCUGCUCCGUGAUGCUUGUUCAAAUGUCAGCUGUUAAUAAAUGUAACGAAAACACACA
Messenger RNA from Fundulus heteroclitus (mummichog), 811 nucleotides. It is a transcript of the gene mrpl30, whose product is annotated as mitochondrial ribosomal protein L30. Bases 270 to 752 code for a protein of 160 amino acids. Gene Ontology annotation, biological process: translation. Gene Ontology annotation, cellular component: large ribosomal subunit; mitochondrion. The record is from RefSeq and is a predicted model, not a curated record. The transcript has 5 exons. Gene Ontology annotation, molecular function: structural constituent of ribosome. NCBI's taxonomy places the organism in Eukaryota, Metazoa, Chordata, Actinopteri, Cyprinodontiformes, Fundulidae.